AUGACGGUUCGUGAUGUAACUGUUGACAUUGGUCAAGAUAAUACAACUGACGACUACACAACGUACUAUGGUGAUAAAGAUAAAAACUCUAUUACCCUUAACAAACGCGUUGAUCCAUAUAUAAAUGAUGAUAAAGCACUUACAGGAUAUAAACUCUAUGAGCAUAGAACUUCGCAGGGUUUGUGGCUCUGGGAAGAUUCUUAUAGAAUUAGUAGGGUUGAAUACAGAGGGAUUCUACAAAAUGUAAAAGAUUUAUCCCCUGAUGAUAGCCAACCUUAUAUUAAGGCAACUGUGAUAUAUUGGAAUAAUGACGAACAAAAUUUCUGCCCACUAUUACUCGGACUUCAUUUCGGAGCGAAAAAAAACUUUUAUACAAAGAAAGAGCCAUAUUAUACGAACAGAGAUUGGGAACCUGGAGAUGAUCUAAAGAAUCUACAGAAAACUGAUGAUUACAAGGAUGUACUUGAUAAGCUAAACGAAAGAUUUAAAAAUGUUGUGAUAGUGAAUCUUAAGGCAAAGAAGGAUGAAAGCUACUGCGGUCACCCUUCCUUGGACUGCUUUAAGGAGCUUGAAUGUAACUCAGAAACACACAGAUGUGCUGGAAAUGCUGCUAAAUUUCCCACAAUAACUGUCAAGGAAAAGAAGGAUAGGCCUUUUUCUGGUUAUACGAAGUUCAAACACUCUUUUAAAACGGGUAAAUUGAGACUCUUGAGUACCUACAAUGGUUCCUAUAUACCAUUUUAUGAUCAAAAUUUAUCUACUGAAUCCAAAAGUGUUUCUGUUUAUUAUGGAAUAGGGGAUUCUGUGAUGAAAAAACCUUUACUAUUGGAGGUGCCAGUUCAGGAAAGAUCAUUUCCAAAGUACAAGCAUUAUGCUCUGAGUGAUGGUAGAUGGAAACAUGACGCAUCAAUUAAGGAAUAUAACCUAGCACAUGAAUUAGAUGAACUCAAUUGCAGAUACAAUGGAGUUGCUACUCUUGAUAUAUCACAAAGGGGUAAUUAUUGCUGUAAACAUAGGUAUGGAAAGCAUACAGAGAGAAUUUCUGUCGUGAAUAAGGAAUAUAAUAAUCUUAAUAAUGAGUACAAAGUGUAUGAACAUAGCAUAAACAGCAACGUUGCCGAAGAAACUCCAAAAUCUUCUUUCAACGGAAAUAGAUUUAGGGAUGGUGGCAAUGAUCAUAGAUGGUCAGGGGGUCCUAUCAGUAACAUUAAAACGGUAUUGGUCUACUUCUCUGGAGAUUAUCCCAUUCUCAUAUAUGUAGACUCUACUGGUGAUCAUAAAUGGUUCAAGAGAAGACCUUGCAGAGGUUAUGGCUAUUGUGUUUGGACAGGUAGAGAUCUUGAUGAUCUAAAGGAUAAAACCCCCGAGGGUGACAGUGAUCAUACUAUUAACGACACUUUAAAAAAGAUAAGUGAGACUCUUACAAAAAAAUGCAUUCAUCUAUCAGACUUAGAAUACGGUAGCAACUUAUGCCUGGAAUAUAACCGUUGUUAUAUAGAUAAGUACAUUUUCCCAGAUAACGAGGAUCUCACGGAAGAUUUUGAUUUUGGUACUGGCCCUUUCGAUUUCCUGAAUUUCUAUGAUCAUACGUUGGACUUUUCUGACAGUUCACUGUACUAUCGAAUUCGUGAUUUCGUGGAAUCCUACGGUGAAAACUUUAUUAGCGAUAUAAGUGAUGUUGAUUAUUACAAGAUUGGAGAAGAAGAUGAAAGAGAAGGACUCGGUCCAGGAGCCAUAACAGGGAUAUCCGUUGCAAGUUUAGGUACAGGUGGAAGUGCUAUAGGAUUUGGAAUAUGGAAACUGUGGCCGGUAUUCGCAGCGCUACUCUAA
Molecule: messenger RNA, 1830 nt
Organism: Theileria equi strain WA
Lineage: Eukaryota; Apicomplexa; Aconoidasida; Piroplasmida; Theileriidae
Exons: 1
Coding region: 1-1830 (609 amino acids)
Source: RefSeq, a predicted model, not a curated record